This is a messenger RNA of Branchiostoma floridae (Florida lancelet), 2090 nucleotides long. RefSeq lists its product as uncharacterized. NCBI's taxonomy places the organism in Eukaryota, Metazoa, Chordata, Leptocardii, Amphioxiformes, Branchiostomatidae. The coding region runs from base 341 to 1117 and encodes 258 amino acids. The record is from RefSeq and is a predicted model, not a curated record. The transcript is spliced from 3 exons.
UAAUCACUAUAAUUUCGGUACAAAUCGCUCGUUUCCAAGUAAAUUAUCCUUCGAUCUUGCUGGCUCCGUUCUGCGUUUUAGAGAUCAUUAGACGUUCCAUACACAUGGUUGCUCGUGUCGUGGUAAAUCAUUGCUAAAUCGAUGAUGUGAGUCCCGCCAAGCAAUUUCACAGAAGACAUGUUCCACGCAUAUGUUUAUUAUGACGCGUUCGUGACGUCACAGUAUUCUAGAGCAUAGCGACCGUGCAGGCAUCACUCUGUUCUUAGUACAGCUUGCGUACAGACGUGAUCUGUGAUUGGGAAAAACUCUCAACUGUUUUGAGAAUAAUCACUCACAAAAUAUGACGAAAGGUGCAAAGAAGACGUCCUCGUGGGCCAGUUCUCGCAAGGAGAUGCCCAAGAAGGUGUGUAAGAAAUUGAUCGGUGCCGAUCCGAACCUGGGCUGGAAGCUGGCGGGAGAGAUGGUCAUCAAACGGCUGCUGGGCUCGGAUGUCGUCCCGGUGUCCUGUCCCGAGGAUUCGGCGUGCUUCGACCUCGGCACCAUCCUGGUGAAAGAUCACCAGUCGUUGACUGCCAAGGCUGCCCACCGCCACACGACUCUAAGGGCCAUCGGUACCGUCGAGGGCAUGAGCGUGAGCGCGCCGGCAAACCUGCGGACCAUCCUCACUCCCAAGGCCGAUGAGAACUGGGAAGCUCCCCCUUCAGGCUUUCCGUGGACCUAUACCAUUGGUAACGAGCAUGACGGCGAGAGGAAGAGGUUCUACGUGAAGGUUGGAGACGUCAAGAAGGAGGUGGUUCACCUGACUCUCAAGAAAGGAGACCUGCGUCUUCAACUCAACAACAACGACGACUUGAGGAAAGCCAAGGCUGUGUACAUCGUGACGGAAGCAUUCUACGCCAGCAGUCUGAAAGUUGAAGUGACGGUGGAUGAUCGCCAGGGGUCGUUCUUCACAGAAGAUAAAAUCUUGAUAGGGUUCCGCUACCAGAAGUUCAAACUCUCCAAGACAGGAGUUGUCGGUCCGGAACUGUCCACAAACAUCAAGAGAAAUAGGCGAGUUUAUUUUUUUUCUUUAGUAGCCGUGUCUUCCUCAAAAGCUCAAGGUUGUCAAAAGCUGUAAACAAUGAAUAUACCACACAGACUUUAUUUCUUGUAACACUGUCUUUAGUCUUGGUGUAAGAGUUUAUGGCUGAUGGUUAGAUAUAGAGGAAAUAUUGUUUUAACCAGCAUACGAAACUGAUGUAUCUGUUGAGUUUUUUUUUAUAUCAAUGCUUGCACUGCGCUAUAGUAGUGUUUGUACGAUGAUUUAGGAAAAACAUUGGAGAAGAUAAACGUACACUAAGUGGGUGAUAUUCUAGAACGUCACAGUAUACUAGUAGUAUCAGUCUCCGUGAUAUAAAGCAUUCCUUCUGUGUUCACCAAUCAACUAUAGAUAAACGAACAUAAAUAAGGGGAAGCAAAUAAACUGACAUAGAUAAAUUCAAAUGAACAAACAUUUUUACCUUUAAUUGUAUCUUGCAAUCAGCCUUCAAGCAUGGACUUACAAAUACAUAUUUUCAAUUCAUAAGCCCAAUUUAAAAUAUUAUGAUGGAUUAUUUCCAUUUAUUCCUACCCGUUUCAUUCAUAUAUCGUUCACUUGUUGAACCAAAUUGGCAUUUUUCUGCAUCGUUUCUCCUACAGGGAAGCUCACCUUUUUGUGAAGACCAGCUACGCGGAGAGAGUAAAGAAGCCAGUGAACGUUGCUGAGCUGAGAAAGCCUUCUAACACCACUGUAGACCUGAGCCACAAAGCGUCUCUACCGGGUAUGACUGACGAUGCGGCAGAACCAAAGUCCACAAAGGAUGAGUCCAAGGAGUGCUGGGUAAGCGCAGUGAGUGACGUCACCGACCAAAACGACAGGUGUGAGGUCAUGGACUUGGAUCAGGAGCAGGAGCAGGGCGAUGAGGGGGCAAAAGGAAAGAAGGAAAACCAUGCAGUGGCGGCGGCAGAGCACACCCAGUCAGAUGAUGCACAGUGCAGUGUCGGCUGAGACCCAGGGAGCCUGAUUAGUUUUGCUUUCUAAAUCAGCCUUAUAUUAGGGCUGUUAUGAUUUU